GGCCGACAGGACCUGCCCGGCCGGCUGCCCCGCGCCCUGCCUCGCCCAGCAGCCCGGCCAGCCGGGAGGGAUGCGCCGUGCAGCCCGGCUCCCCUAUGCCCAGCUCAUGUCCUGAAGCAGAAAGUUUGGGUCGGGGUCAGUCUUCCUCCACCACCUCCUAUGACUGCCCAAGGUCUCCUGCUGCCCAGCUUCGACUGUGACCCGCCUUCGCUUCCCAGGUCGUCAUGAACUCUUCCAAGCUGUAACCAAGGCUUCCCCUCUUGGCCCCUCCCUCACCCUCUCUUGAAAAACAAUAUUUUUUUUUAUUCAAGAAAUUGGGAUCUGCCGACUCCCCCUUCUUGUUAAUAAUCGAGACCCCAGGCCUCAUUUCUGAGUGUAAGGAGGGGGUGCGGUCUCCCCCAAGACGGCCUGCUGGAAGGACAGAUUCCCCUUGCCGACCCACAUACACCAUGAAGAGGUGCAAAUCGGACGAGCUGCAGCAACAGCAGGGCGAGGAGGAUGGAGCUGGGCUGGAAGAUGCCGCUUGCCACCUGCCGGGCACGGACCCUCGGCCUGGGGAGGCCACGGGUGCUAACUCCGCUGGCGGGCCAACUUCAGAUGCCGGCGCUGCCGCGGCGCCCAACCCCAACCCGGGUCCCCGAAGCAAGCCUCCUGAUUUAAAGAAAAUCCAGCAGCUCUCAGAGGGCUCCAUGUUUGGCCACGGCCUGAAGCACCUGUUCCACAGCCGCCGCCGGUCACGGGAGAGGGAGCACCAGGCGUCUCAGGAUUCCCAGCAGCAGCAGCAGGGCAUGUCGGACCAUGACUCCCCGGACGAGAAGGAGCGCUCCCCGGAGAUGCACCGCGUCUCCUAUGCUAUGUCCCUGCACGACCUGCCCGCCCGGCCCACCGCCUUCAACCGCGUGCUACAGCAGAUCCGCUCCCGGCCCUCCAUCAAGCGGGGUGCCAGCCUGCACAGCGGCAGCGGGGGCAGCAGCCGGCGCACCAAGAGCAGCUCCCUGGAGCCUCAGCGCGGCAGCCCCCACCUGCUGCGCAAGGCUCCCCAGGACAGCAGCCUGGCCGCCAUCCUGCACCAGCACCAGUGCCGGCCCCGCUCCUCCUCCACCACUGACACUGCCCUGCUGCUGGCCGAGGGCAGCAACGUGUACCUCCUGGCUGAGGAGGCCGAGGGCAUCAGCGACAAGGUCGACAAAGGAGACCUCGCGGCCCUGAGCCUCCCUUCCGGCCCUGGCCAUGGUGACACCGACGGCCCCAUCAGCCUGGACGUGCCAGAAGGGGCACCAGACCCACAGCGGACCAAGGCCGCCAUCGACCAUCUGCACCAGAAGAUCCUCAAGAUCACAGAGCAGAUCAAGAUCGAGCAGGAGGCGCGGGACGACAACGUGGCGGAGUACCUGAAGCUGGCCAACAACGCGGACAAGCAGCAGGUGUCCCGCAUCAAGCAGGUGUUCGAGAAGAAGAACCAGAAGUCAGCCCAGACCAUCGCCCAGCUGCACAAGAAGCUGGAGCACUGCCGCCGGCGCCUGAAGGAGAUCGAGCAGAACGGGCCCUCGAGGCAGCCCAAGGACGUGCUGCGGGACAUGCAGCAGGGCCUGAAGGACGUGGGUGCCAACAUGCGCGCGGGCAUCAGUGGCUUUGGGGGCGGUGUGGUGGAGGGCGUCAAGGGCAGCCUCUCUGGCCUCUCACAGGCCACCCACACCGCCGUGGUGUCCAAGCCCCGGGAGUUCGCCAGCCUCAUCCGCAACAAGUUCGGCAGUGCGGACAACAUCGCCCACCUGAAGGACCCUCUGGAAGACGGUCCCCCUGAAGAGGCCGCCCGGGCACUGAGCGGCAGCGCCACGCUCGUGUCCAGCCCCAAGUACGGCAGUGACGACGAGUGCUCCAGUGCUAGUGCCAGCUCGGCCGGGGCGGGCAGCAACUCUGGGGCUGGGCCUGGGGGCGCACUGGGCAGCCCCAAGUCGAAUACACUCUAUGGCGCCUCCGGAAACCUGGACACUCUACUGGAGGAGCUGCGGGAGAUCAAGGAGGGACAGGCUCACCUGGAGGACUCCAUGGAGGACCUGAAGACUCAGCUGCAGCGGGACUACACCUACAUGACCCAGUGCCUGCAGGAGGAGCGCUACAGGUAUGAGCGGCUGGAAGAGCAGCUCAACGACCUGACCGAGCUUCACCAAAACGAGAUGACGAACCUGAAGCAGGAGCUGGCCAGCAUGGAGGAGAAGGUGGCCUACCAGUCCUACGAGAGAGCUCGGGACAUCCAGGAGGCCGUGGAGUCCUGCCUGACGCGGGUCACCAAGCUGGAGCUGCAGCAGCAGCAGCAGCAGGUGGUGCAGUUGGAGGGCGUGGAGAACGCCAACGCGCGGGCGCUGCUGGGCAAGUUCAUCAACGUCAUCCUGGCGCUCAUGGCCGUGCUGCUGGUGUUCGUGUCCACCAUCGCCAACUUCAUCACGCCCCUCAUGAAGACGCGCCUGCGCAUCACCAGCACCGCCCUCCUGGUCCUCGUCCUCUUCCUGCUCUGGAAGCACUGGGACUCCCUCACCUACCUCCUGGAGCACGUGUUGCUGCCCAGCUGAGAGGCCAGCCCCCGAGCCUGUGCUUCCGGCUCUCUGCGGCCACACUUCUCCAGGGGGGACUCUGGGCCUCCCAAGUCCCUUGGACUUGGCCUCCGUUUGGCCUUCUGCCCACACUGUCCAUCGCCCCCUCCUCUGUGCUUCUGUCUGACACCUUCUCCCUGUAGGCCUGAACGGAGCCCAGAGCACAGGGCUGGCUGGGGUGCUGGGACACCUGUGGCCAGUGAAGCGGAGGACGCCGGGUUGGGUCGUUUGGAGUAUUUAUUUGGACUCUCCCGGCCGUCCUUGGGCUUCCCCGGGUCAGGAAGGCACUAGGAAUGGGAGAAGGCGAGGGCUCUGUCUGGGGCAGCUACAGUUCCCUCCGGCAGAGUCAGUGAAGGGAGAGCGAGGUGGGGGCUCUGCUGGCCCCAGAGAGCACAGGGAGGUGAGAGGUCCCCAGGCUUCAGGCUCCCCCAGGAUGAGGGCAGGCUGGAGCAGCUGCCAGGAGCUCCACCACCCCGCAGCCCUCUUCCCUCCGAGGGAGGUGGAGGCUGGCUUCCGGGGCUGGCCCUCCCAGGAUCUGGACAAGGCAGGCUUGGGCUGCUCGGCCGUGGCUUUGGACUUGUCUUACCCCUGCUGCUCUGUCUGCCUACCACUGGAUCUGCUAUUUUUCAGGGACACAGGCCCCAGGGGCUCCCGAGCCUCAGCCUUAGGCCUCUGGGAGCAUGUUGGGUUCUAUUUAUUUAUUUAUUUGCUCCACAUCUUCCCUGCCCAGUUCGGGGUGAGGCUCCGCCCAUGCCUCUCUCUGAAGCCAGGGCUGAGCCUGGGCCCAUCAGGCACCUCCACUCCAUUCCCUGCAGCCUCCAGAUAAUCCUGGCUGGGGGGCAGGGGCAGAGCUCGCCAGCCCCACUCCCCGAAGCAGCUCCAUGCCAGGUGGGAGGAGUGUGGCCUUUUUAUACGUCUUAUUUAUUUUGUAAGUGUGUUUGUGUGGAGGAGGUUGUUUGCUGCUUUAUUUUUUUAAGGCUCUGGAGUGUCGUGUAUGGUUUCUCUUCACAUCCCAACCUCCCCUUGGGCACUUCCAGGAAUAGAGGGGAUUUCUCGGAGAAAGGAAUCCGCCGGAGCAGGGGAAAGCUGUGUCUGCCAGCUCUUGUGACCUUCCUGAGAAAUAAAUAUCCUCUACAUUUUCAAACCA
Messenger RNA from Tupaia belangeri chinensis (Chinese tree shrew), 3738 nucleotides. It is a transcript of the gene TMCC2, whose product is annotated as transmembrane and coiled-coil domain family 2. NCBI's taxonomy places the organism in Eukaryota, Metazoa, Chordata, Mammalia, Scandentia, Tupaiidae. Gene Ontology annotation, biological process: amyloid precursor protein metabolic process. Bases 450 to 2570 code for a protein of 706 amino acids. The transcript is spliced from 5 exons. The record is from RefSeq and is a predicted model, not a curated record. Gene Ontology annotation, cellular component: endomembrane system.